AUGGCUUGCCAAUCGGUUUUAAUAGUUGCUGGGCGUAUUGACCCAGACUCGAAUCAAGAGAAGUUGUCGAAGCUUCUUUACGAUGGCUUGCUGGCUGCAUUUGGUGAGGAUCUGGACAAGUUAGAUGCACAAUUUUUAAAUUGUUUAACCAAGCCUGUGAAUGCAAUUGAUAGUAAAGAAUAUGGCUCAACAUUGGAGUAUGUUCUUCGUGAAAAUAUUUCCAUCCGUGUAUUAUUUAAUCCAACAUCAGAUCAAUUACGUUUUGGUUUGCAAGAAGCACUUAGUCAUGUGAUUGUCAAUAAUAAUUCAGUUGUUGAAUACCCAGUGACUCCAUCAACAUUGGGUAAAGUUUGUAUGGUGUAUAAUGGUCAACUACAUGGUUUUACUGGUGAUUGGUUAUUACAAGAUUCAUCUUUCAGUGGAAACAAUUUACUGUUAUGGCUUAAUAGUGAAGAAGCUAUGAGUUGGUGGCCUUAUUUAAAGAAAUUUUCAAAUUUUGGUGAUCAAAUUAAAUUACACAUUAUCACACCGAUUGCUGGUACUGGAACAUGUUGGCCAGUGGAUAAAUCUGGUCGUCCACAUACUGUACUUACACAAAUCAACACUCGUAUGGCUAAAAUUGACAUUCUUAUUGAAGCAAGUUGGCGUUUGAAUGGGAAACCAUUAAAUAUUCAUGGAAAUUUAUCUGGUUUUGAAGGAUUACGAUCAUUUGUUGAUCAUAUCAUACAUCAACAUCCGAUUACUACAAUACAGUCUGACUUAAAUAGUAUAUCAGCUGGUACUGCAUUAAACACUACACGUCCUGUAAUCUAUAUAUUCCCAGGACAUGGAAUAGCAUCACAAUCAUGUGCUUUAUUUGCUAUACAAGGUUUUACAGCACUUCUAGGCGGAAGUUAUACAUCACAAACGGUUCCAAAUUGGUGGUCAAUGGUGAAGCAUUUGCCAAAAUUAGAUGUUACACUUCUUCUGAUUGGUGUCCAUCAAGAUUCAAUUGGUAUAUUAGGUGAAAUAUUAGUGCCACCUGCAAAUACUUCCUCUACAGAAGGAUUGUCCGAUAUAUCCACUGGUUUAAUAUUAACUCCACCUUCACUUAUAUCAGGUCCUCAUCAAGGAACUUGGGCUUCAUCGUCUAAUCCUUCAAAUGACACCAUCCCUUCUUCUGUAGUUCUUUAUUCAAAGUUGGGUUGGGGUGAAUUAAAACUACAACCUUUGUCACAUCGUUCUGGUCUUGUACUUAUAUGGGAAUCAGUUGUACACGAUUUUACUUCACAGCAACCUUUGUGCAUUGUGAUGCCAUCUGUAUUACCAACAAACACUAAUCCAGUUCAAAAUUUGACACGAUUCAUUAAAGGAUUAUGCCAAAUUUCACAACUUUCUGGUCCAACAUCAAAUCGUACUAUCAAAUCAGCUGUUAAACUUGGGACGAAACAAUUAGUUCGAGCUCAACCUGCACGUCCUUCUAAACCUACUUUACAUGCAACAGGACAGAAAGAGACAAUUACAUUAAAAACAGCUAACUCUACAAUGAAUGCUAAGCCAUCACCAACUAAGCCUAUUUCAUCAACUCCUAAUCAUAAUCAACGAACAGCGACUACUACUCCAUUGAAGACGCCAUCGUUAGCAGUAAAUCAAUUGAAAAAACCGAUUAAUGAGAAUACAACUAACUCUAAAUUAAUGAAUAAUUCCCAUGGAGUUGAUUCUCAUCAAAAACGUCCAUUGUCUUCAGUAGACACAAAGAAAACAUUUAGUGCAUCGAAACCACAUGUUGCAACUACGAAGCCUGUUAAUGGCGAGUCGAAAACAACUAAUCGGCCAUUGUCUGGGCCUAAAACAACACCGCUAACAAAACCGAAGACUACAACUACUACCAUGGCAGAACGUUUGACAGCACAUUCUAAUCUUGUUAACCAGCAUGGAUCAAAAGCUCCUCCUCGUAAAUCAGAGCCAACAACACAUUUGCCAAAUAAAUUACAAACAAAGAAGACUUCUAAUUUAACUGUGACAAGUAAUCGUCUACCAAGCGCUAAACCUGUUAAAGAAGAAUCAGAAACAAUUGAACAGACGACAGAAUUGGUUAAUUCCUCCUUACCUCCUGUUACACUUCAGAAUAUAUCACUUAAUAAUGAACUAACAUCAGUCGAUCCAAUGUUAAACAGUUUGAUGAAAUCAUCUAUACAUGAAAACUCAGAAAACCAUUUAGACAAUUUAUCACUUACAAAUCAGUUUGUCAUAGCAGAUAAUAAACACAUCAUUUCAACAGGAACAUCAUUACAAAAUGAAGAAGAAGAACAAAGAGAAGUAGUAAAACAACCACAACAUGAAGUAGAAGAAAAGGAAGAAGAGUAUAAAGUACAUAAAGUGUUAAAAGAAAAUCAAAUGCUGGCAGAAGAAUCCGAUGAGCAAUUGACCAUUGACUUAGAAUGUGAAUUAAAACCAACUACACCAUUAUCGUGUGAUGACUCACUAGCCGAAGGUGAAGAAGUGGAGGAAGAGGUGGUGGAAGAAGAAGAAGAACAUGAUCACGAAGUGGUAGAGAAGGAAAUGAAUUCUUUUAAUCUAAAUCAGUAUGAACAAAAUCAAGUAACCGAGGAAAAGAUUGUAUCUUCAUUAGGAUUUCAUGAUAUGCAAUCUUACAAAACACCAUUUGAUACUCCAUUUGAUGUAGGUAUAACAGAAUCGUCAACAGUUUUUGAAACUGAUAGUAAUAAAUCUGUAGGUAAUAGUGUAGUAAUCGAACAACAUGAACCACAGCAUUUAGAACAAAAGGUAGAAGAUGAAUUAAACAGAAAUGUUGAUAUCGAAGAUAACCAAACCUAUGUGAAUCAUUUACAGGAAGAAUCCUUACCAUUCAUUGUCAACAAACAGUCGCUGGUCGAAAAUUCUCACGAUAUAAAUUAUUUGACAAAAAUGCAAGAAACGGGACAAAAUGAUAGUAUUUUUGAGUCUGAAUUCAAUGUAAAUAAUGUUUUAAAAGAACAAAAGGUUGUUGAACGCAACGAAGAAAAUUUCCAAGACGGAGGUGAACAGCGACAACCAGAGAAGGAAUUUAAUUUAGGCACUCAAGACUUAUCAUAUGAAAAAGAAGAUAUUAUUUGCCAUCGUUAUGACAACUCUAUGAGUGUUAUAGGGAAUGGUUUAUCUCCGUUGACCAAUAAAACAUUGAAGUUGGACGAACAAAUGUUCCCAUGCAAUGAUGAUGCUUUUGUAACUACACCAGGUGAAAUGGAUAAUUCCUUUGACAAGAUACAAAGUCAACGACCAAUAGAAGAAGGAUACUAUGAACAAAUUAAACAGUAUCCAGAUGAAGAUGAAACGAUACAAAUGGAAGGUAGAGAAAAGUUGCUAAAUUACUCAGUUGAUCAUUCACAAGAUGAACUAUCUUCAUUCCAUGCUGUAACAGAUAUUGAUGCUAAUAUAACUAGUGAUUUGAUGCCUGAUUUCACUGAUCCUCGAUUUAGUAACGUGACAGAACAACCUCACUUUAAAGAAGAAGAGAAAUCUGGAAACGAAGAUGAAUGUGAAAUACACUAUCAGUCACAAUCAACCGAAGAAACGUAUGAUGAAAAUGUGCAGGAUGUACAAUAUGUCCAAAGAGAACAAAUUGCAGAACAUUUCAACGAUACUAUAAGUCAGUUACAGGAUCAACUGUCUCCAUCUGUUUUUGAGAAAGAGUUAGUUGAAGAACCUCAUGAAUUACUACAGUCCUCAAAUGACUUAGACACAGAACAAAAAGUAAUUGAAGAAGCUGAUGUGAACGAAACUGAGCCUAAAGUAAUCGAUUUAAAUAAAAUUGAAGGAGUAAACAUCAUCGGACCAUCUGAUUUUCUCACAGAAGUUAUUCCUUUAUCUGACGAGCAGAAUAAUGUGCAUAUCAAUCAACCUUAUAGUUAUGUGCCUGAAGAUUAUUCACUUCAAAAUGAUGAUGAUAAUGAUGAUAAUGACGAUGAUAAAUUGACGAAAUUUUCACGAACUGAUGUAGUAAAAGCAAUGGAUAAUGAACCUGUUUACAAUCAAACACACAUCAAUCUCAUCGCUGGUGAACAAACACACUUAACACAAACUGCAGCAGAUGAAGAAGAAGAAGAAGAAGAAGGAGAACAAGUUACUAAUCUUGAUAAUAUACAAUAUCAUGAUGAUGUUAUAGAUCAUUCUUCUCAACCAUAUAAUGUCCAAACUCAUGCACACCUAGAUGAAAAAAGUGAGGAAGGAAAAUUAAAGAAAUCAUUUACAGAACUAACGGCAAACUAUGAAGAGAACUACGUACCUAAUUCCACUGAAACUGAAUAUGAACAAAAACAUGAACAAUAUCUAUCAGAUCAAGAAACACAUAUUGAUAUGGAUCAUCUACAAUUGGAUCAUCAUAAACAAAUUGAAGAAACUCAUUCAGAUAUUGAUGAAAUGGAAAAAGAAUUUGUCAUACCAUAUCAACAAAAACAAAUCAAUACUGAAUGUGAUGAAUCCUCUUUAAGUCACAUAAAUAUUGAUUACAAUGUGAAUUAUGAUAUGACAACUGAUGACUGCAAUAGAACAAUGAAUUCCGAUGAAAUUCACUCACAACAAAAUAUCGAAUCAGAGGUUGGAAAUGUUUCUCUAGAACAAGAUAUUGGAAAUGCUCAAGACGAUGAGAUGUUACAAGAUAAUUCAUUACUUAGUACAGCAACGACUUAUCCUAGUGAUCCUACUAAAUAUCAAGUUGAUUCAAGUACAGAUCAAAUAAUAAAUAAUAUUCAAACUCUAGAGGGAUUUCCAUACAAUAAUCAUUACCUGUCAGAUGAAACAAAUUUUACGAUCCAAAGAAAAGCCGAGACAAAUGAAAUUGACGAAGAAUCACAUCAAAAAGUAGAUUCGACAACCUACGAAGAAUCACAUAUUGUUAGUCAUGAUAUACAUAAUGAUGUUGAUAGUCCUAUUGAAAUUCACUCAAAUUCAUACCAAGAACUAAAUAACUCAUUACAUAUAGACACUGCAACAAAUGUUGAAGGUCAUCACCAACAGCCAUUUAUUAGUCCUGAUUCAGAAAUCUCAGAUAAUUCAACCGUACAAGUGCAGCAACACUAUGAAGAACGUGUACAGGAAUAUGAACAUCAACAAGACGAACAACAUUCUGAAGCUGAUUUAUUAAUUUAUAGUCCAAAUCGUUCAGUCUCACCAAAUUACAAUAUUGUCAGUUCAACACAACAACAUUCAAAUGAAGAAGAAGAAGAAGAAGAAGAUAGAGAUUAUGUUGGGGAUGAUACUGUCGUGUAUCACAAUGAUGCGGUAACGAUGAGUAAAGAGUCAGAAAUAGAUCUUCAUCAGGAUCAGCAUUAUCAACAAUUUGAUGUAGAUGAAAAAACUACUUGA
This is a messenger RNA of Schistosoma mattheei, 5343 nucleotides long. NCBI's taxonomy places the organism in Eukaryota, Metazoa, Platyhelminthes, Trematoda, Strigeidida, Schistosomatidae. The record is from the annotation of a GenBank genome assembly.